Molecule: messenger RNA, 799 nt
Organism: Amoebophrya sp. A120
Lineage: Eukaryota; Dinophyceae; Syndiniales; Amoebophryaceae
Source: the annotation of a GenBank genome assembly
AACGGUGUCUGACUUUUUGGAGCGGAGCAACGCGACGCUGUUCUACGAGAGCACGGGCUGGCAGGACUACAGCGACGUCGUCGUCGACGCUAACCUGCAGACGCUGAAGUUUUACGGCCAGUUGAACUUCAACCUGACAGUGUUCACCAGCACAAAAGCAGCGACACCCUGGGCUGCCGACGAGUACACCCUCAGCCGCAGGGGGCGCCGCCUCACGAUGCACAAAGUGGCCGACGAUGCGAGUCGUGACCCGCGAAAAGCGCGGAACCAGUUGGCUCAUCCUGACUACAACCAUCGUCACGGGACCGACCGAAUCCUGUCGCAAAUUGCAGAUGUAGUGUUUGGCCGAAGCAGCGUAGGGGACGAACAGCCGACGGUGCACGGCGGUUCUUCUGAGUCAGAGGGGGCUAUUGCAAUGGAAAGGGACAUCAACGCAGCAACCGAAGGCGCAUUUGAAUCUUCGGAAUUGGACGACACUGACGACGAGAAAAGCGAAGAAAAUGCGUCCGUUCGAGCAUUGACUGCGUCCUCCGGGUCAUCUCACACGCAGCAAUUGUUCUCCACCCCGUACGAGGAGUCGGUAGUUUUCCUGGCACAGAAAGCGCCAAAAGUGGCCGUCUCGGUGUACGGCCAACCGACAAACCUUUUGUUCGGGAUUCCCGAGUACGACGCGCUGGUUGGUCCGGGACCACUGACCGCGCAGGGCGUGCCGCGACCCAAACCGACAUUGUACUGGAGUCUGCAGGGCGCAGUCACCGGCGCCGCGUCUCAGCGCUGGUACCGUGUCAGCCAGAGCGAC